Messenger RNA from Lasiodiplodia theobromae, 3762 nucleotides. RefSeq names its product Ribosomal RNA-processing protein 12. Lineage: Eukaryota; Fungi; Ascomycota; Dothideomycetes; Botryosphaeriales; Botryosphaeriaceae. The coding region runs from base 1 to 3762 and encodes 1253 amino acids. The transcript has 2 exons. The record is from RefSeq and is a predicted model, not a curated record.
AUGAGUCUGAACGAGAGGCUCGACAAGAUCCGCUCCUCGCCGAAGCUGCAAAAUCAGCAGCAGACGGCGGUGGUUCUUUCCGCGGUCGAAGACACGCUCCGCGACCAGAAGUCCGAUUUCACGCCCACCGCAUACUUCGCGGCCCUCCUGUCGCUGCUGGCCCAGUACAUCUCGCCGCAGAAGGGAAUUGUCAACAAAGAGGUAGCCACCGCCGUGGUCUACCUGCUCGACCUCGUCACCCCCAAUGUGCCCGCCCCGCUGCUGCGCGCGAAAUUCUCGCAGAUCCUGACCAACCUUGCGCCGGCCCUGACACACCCGGAGGCGGAGGCCCCGCUGCUGCGCUCGUCGAUUGGAUGUUUGGAGGGCCUGCUGGUUGUGCAGGACGCCCAGGCUUGGGCUCUGCCGCAGUCUGAAGUCAGCCCACGCAGGGCCGUCGCUGGCCUGCUCACCAUCGCCGUCGACCACCGCCCUAAGGUGCGCAAGCGGGCUCAGGAUGCGCUGGCCCAGGUGCUGAAGAACCCCCCGCCGAGCCCAUCUCUGGACCAUCCUGCGGCCGACAUGUGCGCUGAGACUGCGCUGCGGUCGCUGAAGGAAAUCACGGAUGCCGCUGCGAAGAACAAGAAACACCACCGCUCUCAGAAGGAUGGCCAAUCGCACGAACCUGGUCUUAUUCACGCUCUUCAGCUGAUCAAGGUCAUCGCAUCCGCUGCUGGAGGAUGGCCAAGCAAGAAGAUUGACGCUCUUUGCGAACUCCUACUAAGCAUUUCGAAGUCAAGCAACGAGUUCCUGACUAUGGCGGCAUUCGAGGUUUUCGAGGUUAUUUUCGCCGGCAUGGUCGACGAGAUGUCUUCCGCGAAGCUCCCGCGUCUUCUCGAGGUCAUCGGCGAGCUCCAGCCGUCACAGAAUGAUACGCAACUCCUGCCGCCAUGGAUCGCUGUGCUUUCGAGGGGUUACGAUGUUGCUGCUCAGGUCGAGCCGGAGGAAACGUUCCAGAAACUGCCCGAUCUGUUCUCGAUGAUGUCUAACUUCCUCGCGUCCGCCUCGCACAACAUCCGGAUCUCGGCUUCAGAAGGAAUGAUUUCGUUUGUCGCAAACUGCAUCCCUGACAGUGUCCUUCUCGAGCCCUCAAUAUUCGACGAGAAGGUCCUCGAGAAGUUGGCGAAGAAUGCGGCGGAUCUGCUGAGUGUCAAAUACCAGGCCGCUUGGAUGGAGGUUUUCAAUGUCCUUGCUGCUAUGUUCGACGCCUUCCGCUGGAGAGCAUCGCCGAUCAUGUCGAAUGUUGUCAAAAUCGUCGGUGACUUGAGAGGCAACGAGUCGUUUACGGGCAAGAAGGAGGCCGAUGAGGUCCUUGGGAAGGCGGUCAGAGCCAUGGGUCCCGACAAUGUCCUGGAGAUCCUUCCUUUGAAUUUGCACAAGCCGGUCGCUGGUCAGCCCGGACGCGCUUGGCUUCUUCCAAUCCUUAGAGAUUCGGUUGCAAACACAAGACUGGCGCAUUUCCGCACCGAGAUGGUUCCCCUGAGCGAGGCAAUGUUCCAGAGGGUAUUGAACCACGGCAAUGCUGAAAAGACCAUGGAGGUCAAGAUUUUCGAAACCAUUGUUAACCAGACCUGGGCCACUCUCCCAGGCUACUGCGACCUGCCUAUGGACCUGCAUGAGGCUUUCGAUCAGAGCUUUGCAGAGAUGAUUGCGAACCUUUUGUACCAGCAAGUCGAGCUCCGGACUGAUCUUUGCCGAGCAUUGCAGACUUUGGUUGAGUCGAACAAGGCCAUCGCCGAGGUCGAAGGCGAAGAAGACCUUGUAGCCCAAUCUAGGGUCUCCAAGGCUGACGCGCAGAAGAACUUGGAGUAUCUUUCAGGCUUCGCAUCGAAUAUUCUUGCCGUGCUCUUUAACGUUUACAACCAGACCCUGCCACAGUCAAGGGGUAACAUUCUGAGCUGCAUCAACGCCUAUCUCAGUAUCACUCCCGCUGGAGAACUCAUGGAGACUUUCACACGCGUUGCUACUAUGCUCGAGCAAUCUUUGAGCGAGACUGGCUCGCAAACCCAGGCGGACAAGCAGAAAGACAAGAAGACCACCGACAAGAUGCCUCCUGCAAGCCACACCUUGAUGGACCUUGUCAUUACCAUUUCGAUUUACCUGCCCCGGGAGAGUUUUGCAACGCUUUUCCAGAUUGCGACGCUUAUGAUCAACAAGGACGACGAUCCCCAGCUGCAAAAGAAGGCCUACAAGCUCAUUCCGCGCCUUGCUGAGUCUGACUUGGGCAAAGCUGCUCUUCAAGAACGUAACGCAGAACUCCAAACAUUGCUUCUGGACAGCGCGCCCAAGGCCACUAGCCCUGCGAAGCGUGAUCGUCUGGCUGCUCUCUCCCAAGUCGUGGAAUACCUCCCUGGCGACGAUCUGCACUUCAUUCCCGCCAUUCUUUCGGAAGUCGUCAUUUCUUGCAAGGAAGUCAACGAGAAGGCGAGAACAGCAGCUUUCGAUCUGUUGGUCCUCAUGGGCGAACGCAUGCAGCAAGGCGGUACUGUCAAGCAGUCGAAGAUCCCUCUUAUGGACGCGUCUGCGCCAGACGUGCCCGCCACCCUUGAGGAAUACAUCACGAUGAUGUCUGCUGGUCUUGCCGGCUCGACGCCACACAUGAUCAGCGCCUCCAUCACCGGAAUUACUCGUAUCCUGUAUCAAUUCCGCACAUCUCUUCCUGACGCAGUGAUUACGGAUCUUGUGCAGACUAUGGACCUGUUCCUUACCUCGGCCAACCGUGAAAUCGUUCGUUCCGUCCUUGGCUUCGUCAAGGUCUCCGUCAUUUCUCUUCCUGGUAGCCUUAUGCUCCCUCGCCUGAACACGCUUAUUCCGAACCUUCUGGUUUGGAGUCACGAGCACAAGGGUCACUUCAAGGCCAAGGUCAAGCACAUUUUCGAACGCAUGAUCCGUCGUUUCGGCGUCGAGGUUGUCGAGAAGAACACGCCCGAAAGCGACCGCAAACUCAUCACCAACAUCCGCAAGACACACGACCGUCAGAAGCGCAAGAAGGCGGCCGCUGCGGCCGGCGAGGGCGAGGAAAGCCACCAGCCGGAGAAGCGGCGCAGCAAGUUCGAGAGCGAAUACGACGAGGCCGUCUACGGCUCCGAGAGCGAGUCCGACUCCGGCUCGGACGUGUCGGACAACGAAGCCAUGGGCCGCGGCAAGGGCAGCAAGAAGGGUGGCAAGACGUACAUCGUCGAGGACGACGACGAGCCGCUCGAUCUGCUCGACCGCCGUGCGCUGGGCAACGUCUCGAGCACGAAGCCCCUCAAGGGUGGCCGCGGCGCGCAGCAGCAGAAGACCAAGGCGAAGGUCGACUUGGACGGCAAGCUGGUUCUGGGCGACUCGAGCGACGACGACGAUGGCAUGGUGCUGGACGGCGAGCCAGGCGACGGCUCGCUCGAAGGCGGCAUCAACGCGUACGUCAGCGCCAUUCGCGGCCAGGAUACGGGCGCGAGGAAGGGUCGGGGCGGCACGAUCAAGUUCUCGAACAAGAGGAAGGGCGGCGAUGGAGACGAGAUGGAGGUCGACGAGGAGGAGGUGGCGGACAAGUUGAAGUCGAAGCAGCAGCCGUUCAGGAAGCCGCUUGGUGGUGGAAGGGCCGGUGGUGACAGCCGUGGUCGUGGUGGCGGCGGCGGCGGCGGCGGCCGUGGCGGUGGUCGUGGAGGCUUUGGAAAGACGAGGGGUGGGAGGAUAGACAAAGGCGGCAGGGGUGGAAGGGGCGGAAGGGGUGGACGGAGAUGA